This is a messenger RNA of Chara braunii, 1704 nucleotides long. The record is from the annotation of a GenBank genome assembly. NCBI's taxonomy places the organism in Eukaryota, Viridiplantae, Streptophyta, Charophyceae, Charales, Characeae.
CGUCGACGUCGUUUUGUUUACUAUCAUGCUGAGUAGCGUGUUCUUCUUCUUGCUUUGCAAAUGAUGAUAAAAUGGCGUCCGCAGGUGCUGGCGAACGACAUGACUCUGCAGGAACGGCUACCCAGCGAGCAGGGCGAGAGUCUGGUGGAAAUCGUGGUGGGCCGGCCUCGACCUCUGGCGGUGCUCCAGUAGCGGAAUGCGGUCAGCGUGCUUCUUCGGGUGGCAGGCACAGCAGCGGGACGAAGAGAAAUCCUUCGUACUACAAGUACGACAACCGACAGUGGUUUCUUGAUUGGGUUUCUGCUGACGAGUCCGCGCUGACGAGUCCACCUUGCGGUGGAGUCGUCUUCGUGACAGACCAUAAGAAUUUUCGGCUCGUCGGGGCCGUGAGCAGGUGGGAAGAUUGUUCGGAAGGAGUUUGUACUUUCAUCCUUCAGACGACAUACGGAAAGGACGGUCGUCCUGACGAUGACGCCCAUGGUGUCAGAUUGUCUUGGAAAAAGUUCCGAGGUUUCGACAAACAAGCCACCAUGCUUCCAUUUUACACGGCCAUAACAUCAGAUUUAGAACCAACUGUUCUCUUGCGGGUCUUCUUUGAUGAGUGGGAGAGAGUGGUGCCGCCAGCCAGGUGUUUAGAUGUGCCGCAGGAGCAUCGUAUUUCAAUGUCGAUCUCGUACGUUGGCGAUGACGAGGACCGCACGCGAACUUCAGAAAUGUCGACUGCUGUUGCUACAGAGGGUGCGACUGGAGUGCUUGACCCUAGCUACGUUCCUGAACAGCCAGAGCCCUCAGGUGCUUAUGAAGAAUCCGAGACGGAAGGUGAAGCUACCGAGCGCAGACAUGCGGAGGGGGCGGUCGCCGAUGUGGCUCAGGGUCCAGUGAGUGCUACAAAUGAGCCGUUGACUGGGGCGAAGACAACUGGAGUUAGCACAUCGGGAGGAGAUCAUGAGGUUGCCGAGCGGCCAAGGGAUAUGGGCAAAAGACCUGUUGCGGUGGGAGAAAAGAGAAGCGGAGAAGAAUCUGACAGCGAGGGGGCUAGAGACGAACACAGACAGGCCGUACAAUCGGACAAGAAGAAAAGGAAAACAAGUACCCCUCGCCAGAUAUCUGAAAAGAAGAGGAAGUCGAGAGGGAGGAACCCACAAACACUGAAGGCGAGACGGGGAGGUGGAACGGGGGAGGGGUCAUCGAAAGACAAGCGGGCACGAGCAGAUGAAAACGACAGUGAGGACGACAAGGAAAAGGUUGUCGAUCUGGACGCCGGGUACUUUCUGGAAUGGAAAGAGGGUGUAAAGAAAGAUGUCACUCUUUCUAUCAACCCGGAGAGGGUCUUGGAGUAGUCGUCGUGGGAAAGGCCGUACAAUCAUCGUUCGAUCGACUCAACCCACACGGCAUAUAUAUUGCGGUGUAUGAUGGAUGCCUUCAAGAAGAAAGGAAAGACGUACGAGAAGCCAAUUUUGAAAUUGGCGCCAAUCGUAGGGCUUUCUAGCCCCGGACGGAAGGUUGUUCGGGUGACCCCGGUGGAUAACCCGAACGAGCACUGGUGCUAUGCUGUGAGCGGGCAGCAAAAUGUCAAGGUUGCGCUGGAGUUAAGAAACCACGAGAUUUGGGAGAAGCAUACCUUCUCCGACAGGCCCUUCAAGCCGUUGUACUUCACCGAGGAGGACUUCGACGGUUAUACACAGAUAAACGUGAACGAGAAUA